Messenger RNA from Malus domestica (apple), 1057 nucleotides. Its product is annotated as protein LOL1. NCBI's taxonomy places the organism in Eukaryota, Viridiplantae, Streptophyta, Magnoliopsida, Rosales, Rosaceae. The record is from RefSeq and is a predicted model, not a curated record.
UUGUUUUAACACCUCUCUUUCUAAAUAGUAAUCUCUCUCUCUCUCUCGCUCUCUUCCACUUGAUCUGCAAGUGGCAAAUAAAUAAAGGCAUGUGUGUUUGCUGCUUGCCCCAAUUAAGGUUUUUCAACUGAAAUCCAUUGCAUACCCUUUCUUGUCAUGCUUUUCUUUCUCUUUCUGGGCAUCUUCAUUUAACGUCAGGAAUGGUAAGAAGAAUGUGAUGUCCCCUGGAUCUGAGGCAGUUGGCUUUUAGAAGCUAAGAAGUAGGAGGAGAGAUAAAUAAUAAAAGGAGUUUUACAGGAGAGAUUUGAUUUGAUAAUGCCAGUACCACUUGCCCCAUAUCCAACUCCUCCUCCAGCACCACCACCACCACCACCAUACACAUCACCACCUGCAAAUGGUGCACAGAGCCAGCUUGUGUGCUCUGGAUGCCGGAACCUUUUACUCUAUCCUGUUGGAGCCACCUCUGUAUGCUGUGCUGUUUGCAAUGCCGUGACUGCUGUGCCGCCUCCUGGCACAGAAAUGGCACAGCUAGUCUGCGGAGGAUGCCACACCCUACUCAUGUAUAUCCGUGGAGCAACGAGUGUUCAAUGUUCUUGCUGUCACACGGUCAAUCUAGCCUUGGAAGCAAAUCAGGUUGCACAUGUGAAUUGUGGGAACUGCAGGAUGCUGUUAAUGUAUCAAUAUGGAGCAAGAUCUGUCAAAUGUGCGGUAUGCAAUUUUGUGACAUCCGUUGGGGUCCCGGCGAACACCCCCGAACAGAAAUUCAACAACUAAAAGUUAUCAUACACUACUAUUGCAAGAUGCUACGUACAACUUUGGGUUUGCAUCUUAAAUUACAAGAGUUUUCCUCCAAUAUUUCGUCUCUCUUAGUGAGAAGAGAAAACUUUCUUGCUCCUUCACAUGUAUAGAGUUACGUCUUUUUCCUUGCGUGAAUAAGUAGUUAUGUCAAGAUUUGGAUCUAUGAGAAGUUUCUACAACAAGACUAUGAAAAUUUGAGUGCAUUAUUGAAAAUCUUUGGAUAAAGAUAUAUAUAAACUUUCUGCUUUUGAAUUGUCAA